UUCUUUAUAACCCUUUCCCUUCUUUUAUCCCAAGUAUUAUUUACAAAAGACUUGGAAGAACACACUACUCAUCUCUGCUUGUAGUCAUGGCUUCUUCUUCAUCUAUUAUUCCCAUAACUCCUAUUCAGCGAAAGUAUGAUGUUUUCAUUAGUUUCAGAGGGCGUCACAUUCGUGACAACUUUCUCAGUCAUCUACGUUCUGCCUUGUUCGGAGAAAAAAUUGUAAGUUUCGCUGAGGACAACAUUAGGAGAGGAGAUGAUAUUUCAAAGUCUCUUCGCAGGACGAUCAAGGAAUCACAAAUUUCCAUAAUUAUUUUCUCUAAGAAGUAUCCUUCUUCAAGAUGGUGCUUAGGUGAACUCGAGAAAAUCAUGAAGUGUAACAAAAAAAAUGGACAAUUUGUUAUACCGGUCUUCUUAAAAGUGAAGCCAACUGAUGUAGAAAACCAAACAGGAUGUUUUGGACAAGCUUUAGCUCAGUAUGAAGGUCAUCCAAAGAUACAAAUAUGGAGGGCUGCUUUUACAAAAGCUGCUAAUUUAGCUGGAUGGGAUUCAGAGGUCACAAGAUGGUGCUUAGAUGAACUCGUGAGAAUCAUGGAGUGUAGAAAAGAAAAUGGACAAAUUGUUAUACCAGUCUUCUACAAAGUGGAUCCAUCACAUGUGAGAAAACAAUCAGGCCCUUUUGGACAAGCUUUAGCUCAGUACGAAGGUCAUCCAAGGAUACAUAAAUGGAGAGAUGCGUUGACAGAAACCGCUAAUUUAUCAGGAUGGGAUUUACGGGUCACAGGACAUGAGGCUACGCUUAUUGAAAGUAUUGUGGCAGAUGCUUUGGGCAAGCUUUCCGACACUUCGUCAAGCAGAAACUAUUCCAAGGCAUACACUCAAGACAGAAAAUAGACAUGGUUGUUCAGUGGUUCAGCCUAACUCUCCUUGUGGUUAUCCGACCCAGUUCUCCUUGAACCAAGAUUGUGUGGAUGAUGUCCCAGUGUAGGGUAGGAAAAAGAAACGAAGCUAAAGGCAUUUCAGAUUUUUUUUUUAAAUUUCGUCUUUUUUGAGAAAAAUCGAGUCGAAAAAAGUAAGAGGACACCAGAGCUCGAUCUAGUUCUCCUCAUCUUUCUUUACAACUUCAAGAAUUUUGCCACCCUCGCUGGUCUCUUUCAUAUUUUUCAUGUUGUUAUGAUGAUCUUAUUAACCGUCAGCUUUUGCAUUAUUUUCAUGCUUUAUUUCACUUUACAGCUUGAAUGUCACUUUACUCAACUAGUCAUUAAGAAGGACAAUGAAAUGAAAUAGGGAAUUGAAAUUUUCAUUUUCGGAAUUGCA
Molecule: messenger RNA, 1316 nt
Organism: Tripterygium wilfordii
Lineage: Eukaryota; Viridiplantae; Streptophyta; Magnoliopsida; Celastrales; Celastraceae
Product: putative disease resistance protein At4g11170
Exons: 3
Coding region: 87-893 (268 amino acids)
Biological process (GO): signal transduction
Source: RefSeq, a predicted model, not a curated record